Molecule: messenger RNA, 1542 nt
Organism: Portunus trituberculatus (swimming crab)
Lineage: Eukaryota; Metazoa; Arthropoda; Malacostraca; Decapoda; Portunidae
Product: SCAN domain-containing protein 3-like
Exons: 5
Coding region: 1-1542 (513 amino acids)
Molecular function (GO): protein dimerization activity
Source: RefSeq, a predicted model, not a curated record
AUGAGGCAGUGGUUUGUCACUGCUAGGGGCAUUAACCCUAUGUGGAAAAAGGAUAGAGUUGACAGCAGCAUGACCUGUGAUGGAUGCUGGAGAAGGCAAGGCAGGAUCCAUGGGAGACUGGCCCCUUGGACUACUCUGAGGCUCAGGAGCUGCCUGGCAGACUUGGGCCUUGCCCAAGGAUUUUUGGCCUCAAAGGCAGCCAUCAGGGCCAACUCCUCACCUUACAGCUCUCAAACAUUAGAGCUGCAAUCUCCUCACCAUGAAACUCGGAAGGUGCUGAGAUCUCAUGUGUAUCCUUCGUCCUUGAAAGUCGGUGAAGGUUUUCCAGCAUACCGAGCAGUGGUUCCCAACCAGGGGUCCAUGGACCCCAAGGGGUCCAUGGAAGAAUUUCAAGGGGUCGAUGAAUCCACUGAUGUAGCAAUGGCGUGCCAGCUGUUGGUAUACUGCCGAUACCUGUUCAAAGGCAUAAUAAAGGAGGAAUUUCUUUGCUGUCAAAAUCUUGAAACAUCAAGUACGGCCACUGAUGUGAUGAAUGCUGUGUCAUCGUUUUUUGACAAGCAUGGUUUGAGUUGGAAUAAUCUUGUUGGAAUCACAACUGAUGGAGCUCCAGCCAUGCUUGGGUCGAGGUCGGGUUUCCAAGCAAAAGUAAAAUCCAAAGCACCAAAUGCAGUUGGUGUGCACUGCUUCAUUCAUCGGGAGGCUCUGGCUUCUAAAUCGCUUCCUUCUGGGCUUCUCACAAUUUUCACUGGUAUUGUCAAGGUCGUGAACUAUGUGAAAACUCUGCCCUCAACACGAGACUGUUCCAGCAACUGUGAAGUUGAAAUGUUUCUUGAUGUACAGAAAAAAUGUGACCUGUUGGAGAUAUUGAAAUCAGAACACUUUGAGCUCCGCCUUGCUUAUCUUGUGGACAUAUUUGAAAUCUUCAACCAGCUGAACUUGAGACUCCAAGGAAAGGAUUCAAACUUGCUCAGCCACUGUGACUCAAUACAUGCAUUUUUGGCCAAAUUGGAGCUGUAUAAGAAGAGAGUGAGUGUAGGAAAAUUUAUGAUGUUUCCAUCAUUGAAUGAAGUUCUUGCUGAUGGUCAGCUUUCAAGUACCUUGUCCAAGGAAAUCAUGGACCACUUGUCUCAGCUAGAUGAUGAAUUUCGCCGUUACUUUCCUGACUUGAGCCCUCAGCAUGCAGGAUUAGCAAAAAAUCCUUUCUUAUGUCAGGUUGAUGAUGUGUUAGAAGACGCACAAGAAGAGUUCAUUGAGCUUCUCCAUGAUUCAACAGCCAAGAAUGUGUUCCAGUCAAACUCCUUGUCUAGCUUCUGGUGUUCAAUGAUGGAAUCAUAUCCAAAAAUAAGUGAUCUGGCAGUUCGAGUUCUUUUGCCUUUUGCUUCAACCUACCUGUGCGAAAGUGGGUUUUCUUCAUUACUUGCAAUAAAAACAAAAUCAAGGAACAAGCUGUCUGUGGAAGAUGACUUGAGGUGUGCACUGGCUGCCACUGAGCCAAGGAUUCAUGAGCUGGUUGCUCAAAAACAACCACAAAAGUCCCAUUGA